Molecule: messenger RNA, 273 nt
Organism: Macrosiphum euphorbiae (potato aphid)
Lineage: Eukaryota; Metazoa; Arthropoda; Insecta; Hemiptera; Aphididae
Source: the annotation of a GenBank genome assembly
AUGCAGUUGAGUUUUGAUCCCACACCUGUAGCCGUUAUUGCUGUUAUUGCUGCUGCUGCUGCUUCCGCAGCUGCCGCUGUACCGGCGGUCGGUCAUGAUAACGCCGUCAUCGGCGCGGUGAACCGGAAGUUAUCGGGGCAGAGCCGAAAUACUGUUGACCGGCGAUCGUUGAUGGGGCAGCGACGCUUGGGACACCGGAGUGGUAGUAACAACUGUGGUCGUCGUCACCGUCGUCGUUGCGGGAGGCGUACUGCGGUGGCUGUCGGUGAUUGA